Messenger RNA from Acomys russatus (golden spiny mouse), 1831 nucleotides. RefSeq names its product hydroxysteroid 11-beta dehydrogenase 2 (gene Hsd11b2). The transcript has 5 exons. Bases 127 to 1332 code for a protein of 401 amino acids. The record is from RefSeq and is a predicted model, not a curated record. NCBI's taxonomy places the organism in Eukaryota, Metazoa, Chordata, Mammalia, Rodentia, Muridae. Gene Ontology annotation, molecular function: oxidoreductase activity.
AGAAAGCAAGUUACCCUCCCACCCCAGGCCGGUGUUCCUCUGCACUCGGAGUCCUGGCCACGAGUCCCUCUCCGGGCUCCCCCACCCGGCCCCUGCCCCGCCUCGGCCCGGCCCGACCCCGCAGUCAUGGAGCGCUGGCCUUGGCUGUCCGGCGGCGCCUGGCUGCUGGUGGCGGCCCGCGCGCUGCUGCAGCUGCUGCGCUCAGACCUGCGUCUGGGCCGCCCGUUGUUGGCGGCACUGGCGCUGCUGGCCGCGCUGGACUGGCUGUGCCAGCACUUGCUGCCCCCGCCGGCGGCGCUCGUGGUGCUAGCUGCUGCUGGCUGGAUCGCGUUGUCCCGCCUGGCGCGCCCUCCUCGCCUGCCCGUGGCCACUCGCGCGGUGCUCAUCACCGGUUGUGACACUGGCUUUGGCAAGGAGACAGCUAAAAAACUGGAUGCCAUGGGCUUUAUGGUGCUGGCCACUGUGUUGGAUUUGAAUAGCCCUGGUGCCCUAGAACUGCACAGCUGCUGUUCCCCUCGCCUAAAGCUGCUGCAGAUGGACCUGACCAAGCCAGAGGACAUCAGUCGCGUGCUAGAAUUCACGAAGGCUCACACCACCAGCACUGGCCUGUGGGGUCUUGUUAACAACGCGGGCUUCAACAGUGUUGUGGCCGAUGCGGAGCUGUCUCCAGUAGCAAGUUUCCGCAACUGCAUGGAGGUGAACUUCUUUGGUGCACUUGAACUGACCAAGGGUCUCCUGCCACUGCUGCGUCACUCAAGGGGACGUAUUGUGACCGUUGGCAGCCCAGCAGGAGACAUGCCAUAUCCCUGCCUGGGAGCCUAUGGAAGCUCCAAGGCAGCUGUAGCACUGCUUAUGGACACAUUCGGCUGUGAACUGCUUCCCUGGGGGAUCAAGGUCAGCAUCAUCCAGCCUGGCUGCUUCAAGACAGAGUCAGUGACCAACGUGAACCUCUGGGAGAAGCGCAAGCAACUGCUGCUGGCCAACCUGCCUGGGGAGCUGCUGCAGGCCUAUGGUGAAGACUACAUUGAGCACUUGCACGGGCAGUUCCUGCAUUCGCUCAGAAUGGCACUGCCUGAUCUCAGUCCGGUUACAGAUGCCAUCAUUGAUGCACUGUUGGCAGCUAGGCCACGCAGCCGCUACUACCCAGGCCGUGGCCUGGGGAUCGCGUAUUUCAUCCAUCACUACCUGCCAGAGGGCCUGAGGCGCCGCUUCCUGCAGAACUUCUUCAUAAGUCACUGUCUGCCCCGAGCACUGAGGCCUGGCCAAGCUGGCCCUGCUCAUGAUCAGGACACACCCCACGGCCCAAACCCUUCCCCAGUUGCAGCUCGGUGAGCCACAAGCCUAAGUGUUCCAGCAGGAGAGGCUUCAUAAGCCCUCGGCCCUUGACCCUGGCCAUUACAGAGCCUGGGAGUCUGUUAAGAGAAGCCCAGCCUCUACUGUGGACCGGUAGUCCAGGCCUGGGAAGCUGAAGUUCGUUAGUGACCCUCUGGACUUCUCUGCUUUAUGAGCCCACACAUCCCCUACCAGGCACAAUGCUCCACACUGCAGAUUGGGAAACCCAGAUGGAUAGAUGGAGAGUUUAGUGUAAGAUUUGGCUGUAGCCUUUGAUAAGGCUCUACAGACCAUCUCUGUGCAAACUAAGAGUGGUUGGCAGGUAGGGACCGCCUCAGGAUUCUUUUGGCACCAGUGCCUCAGUGCUGCAGUCCAGGGUAAAUCCCAACUGUCUCUUGACUUAGGUCCCCGACUACCUGCUCCCAGCCCUAGGGAAGCUACAUAUUGUACGUGCCUGGUUGUUGACAUUUUAAAAUAAAGAUACAUUUUUAUGUCUCCU